Messenger RNA from Alternaria alternata, 4989 nucleotides. RefSeq lists its product as hypothetical. The coding region runs from base 380 to 4795 and encodes 1471 amino acids. Gene Ontology annotation, molecular function: ATP binding; ABC-type transporter activity; ATP hydrolysis activity. Gene Ontology annotation, biological process: transmembrane transport. Gene Ontology annotation, cellular component: membrane. Lineage: Eukaryota; Fungi; Ascomycota; Dothideomycetes; Pleosporales; Pleosporaceae. The record is from RefSeq and is a predicted model, not a curated record. The transcript has 6 exons.
GAAUCACGAACACCACCCAUAACACUCGGACCAGGAUCGCCAAGUCUGCCGACUGACCUGUGUUGGACAUAGUUGCGAAGAUAUGACCGUUCAGCAUCAUGGUUCAUUCAAUAAAAGGAAUGUCGACGGACAGUACUUUCGAGCUGUUUCGAUAUCGCUAUCUGAUAUCUUCCCUUGCCUAUACUGGGCCAGCACUGUUCGAUCCGCACAAGAACUCCCUACUGUAAGUGCAUUCAUUCAUACAUUCAUGCGAUAGACUCACGAACCCCGACUGACAGUACUGCUAGUGCUAUCCUUGACCAAUAGCAUUUCUAGUAAUAUAUCCACAUCCUGGUCGCGGUUUCGUCGAAGUUCCUUGAACGCGCAUCUCUAUUUGAGCAUGUCAGCUGGACUAGGCUUCACUGAGACACAAGCGGUCAAAGAAGAAGCCCACGUUGACCGCUUGAAGUUGGAGUCAGACGCUAGCUCCAACUCUACAGGACCUGACGACAAGACCGAAGAUCAACAAGAAGCGCAGCGUGAAGGAGAUGUUCAUGAGCUUGUGCGCAAAUUUACAACACAUUCAGAACAGCAAAAUGUUGGCUCACCCUUUGCCGACGAUGUGCACCACCGACUUGACCCCAAGAGCGACCAAUUUCGUGCCAAAGAUUGGGCCCGAUCAUUUUACGACUUGCGUUACAGUAGUGAAGAAACAAUUCCCCGUGUUGCCGGCGUCGCAUUCAGAGGCUUGAAUGUUUGGGGCAAAGGCUCACCAACAGACUUCCAGUCGACUGUGGGGAAUACCAUCCUCAAAUUGCCUGCUUUAUUUGGAAGAGGAACACAGAAAAUCGAGAUAUUACGGGAUCUGGAUGGACUGCUCCUUCCGGGAGAGCAAUUAUGUGUCCUCGGACCCCCUGGAUCGGGAUGUUCAACACUGUUGAAGACUAUCGCCGGCGAGACCCAUGGUUUCCAAGUCAGCCCCGACUCAUACUUAAACUACCAGGGUGUGCCAGCAAAAGAUAUGAACUCAGUGUUCCGUGGAGAAGCAAUUUACACCGCAGAGGUUGAUGCGCACUUUCCUCAGUUGAGUGUGGGUGACACGUUGUACUUCGCUGCUCUAGCCCGAGCACCCCGUACCAUACCCGGUGGUAUCAGUCGCCAACGCUACGCUGAACAUCUACGAGAUGUCGUCAUGGCUAUGUACGGUAUCUCGCACACGUCAAACACACGCGUAGGCAAUGAUUAUGUCCGUGGAGUUUCCGGGGGUGAGCGCAAGCGGGUAACGAUUGCUGAGGCCUCUCUCAGCUUUGCACCUCUCCAGCUGUGGGACAACUCGACUCGUGGUUUAGACUCAGCGAAUGCGGUGGAGUUCUGUAAGACGCUGAGGACUCAGUGUGACGUCUUUGGUGCAGCUUGCGUAAUCGCCAUCUAUCAAGCUCCACAAGCCGCAUACGAGGUUUUCGACAAAGUCACUGUACUGUACGAAGGCCGUCAGAUCUACUUCGGACCGUCGAACGAGGCGCGCGUAUAUUUUGAACGUCUUGGCUUCGAAUGCCCAGCCUCCCAGACCACGCCCGAUUUCCUCACCUCAAUGACAUCCGCAUCUGAGCGCCGCAUCCGGAAGGGCUUCGAGAACACCACGCCCCGUACCUCUGACGACUUCGCUCGAUGCUGGAAGGAGAGUCCCGAACGUCAACGGUUAUUGAAAGAGAUAGAAGAAUACAACAACACCUAUCCUCUCAAGGGUGAGCAGCAUGAACGCUUUGCGCUUUCUAGGACAAUGGAGAAAUCCAAGAAGCAACGACAGAAGUCGCCAUAUACUCUUUCAUAUUGGAGGCAGAUCCGUCUCUGCAUGUGGAGAGAUGUGCAGAGACUCAAAAAUGACCCGAGCGUUCUUCUGACUAUGCUCAUCGUCAACUUCUUCGAGGCACUCAUCAUAUCGAGUAUCUUUUACAACCUACCUCAGUCGACCGCGUCCUUCUUCAAGCGUGGCGGAGUUUUGUUCAUGGUCGUGCUGCUCAAUGCUUUCGGAUCGAUGUUGGAGAUUAUGAAUCUCUACGCAAAGCGUACUAUCAUUGAGAAACACAAUCGCUAUGCCCUGUAUCAUCCUUCGGCGGAAGCAUUGUCGUCGAUGAUCGUGGACCUGCCGUACAAGAUCACUAAUAGUCUUUUGGUCAACACGACAUUGUACUUCAUGUCCAAUUUACGUCGAGAGCCCGGCCCGUAUUUUUACUUCCUGCUCGUUGGGUUUACCACAGGUCUCUCCAUGAGCAUGUUCUUCCGGCUGUUCGCUUCGAUGACGAAAACCCUCGCCCAAGCGCUCGCUCCUAGCUCUCUCAUCCUGAUCAUGCUCGUACUAUACACCGGGUUUGCUAUCCCGGUCCAGUAUAUGCAAGGAUGGGCGGGCUGGUUCCGAUGGAUUAAUCCGGUUGCGUACGGCUUCGAAAAUGUCAUGGUCAACGAGUUCCACAAUCGAACAUUUGCUUGUUCGUCCUUCGUACCCUCUGGACCAUCGUAUGAGAACGUUGCGCCUGAACAGCGAACAUGUGCUGUGCAAGGCUCCCAACCAGGUCUAGACUACGUCAGCGGUACUGCAUACGUCGAGACUGCCUUCAAGUAUAACUACAGUGAACGAUGGUCCAACUAUGGUAUCAUCAUAGCCAUUACAGUCAUUCUCUUCCUUGCUCACUUGGUCAUGAGCGAGUUGGUUGCUUCCGAGCGCUCUAAGGGCGAAGUGCUUGUGUUCCGACGUUCCAAGAUGCAGAAGACGGCGAAGAAGAACGGUGCUGACGAGGAAGCCGGUGGAGCAACUGCCCACGAGGGUGAGAAGAUCAGCCAUAACACAGAACUGGAACCCACAAUGCAAAAGCAGGUGUCUAUCUUUCACUGGGAGAAGGUUACAUACGAAGUCCAGAUCAAGGGGGAAACCCGUACUAUCCUGGAUGGUGUAGACGGAUACAUCAGGCCGGGCACCCUGACAGCUCUCAUGGGUGUGUCAGGUGCAGGUAAGACUACACUCCUCGAUGUUCUCGCGAGUCGAACGACCAUGGGCGUCAUUGGUGGUAACAUGCUUGUGGACGGCCGUCAAAGAGACGAGUCUUUCCAACGACAGACCGGCUACUGCAUGCAACAAGACAUACAUCUGGAUACAUCCACUGUACGAGAGGCUCUGGAGUUCUCUGCAUUGCUCAGACAGCCACCGGAGUAUGGACGCGAGGAGCGGCUCGCAUAUGUUGAUCAUGUCAUUCGUCUUUUGGAUAUGGAAGAGUAUGCAGAUGCUGUCGUUGGUAUUCCCGGAUCUGGACUCAAUGUUGAGCAACGUAAGCGCCUCACCAUUGGCGUCGAGCUCGCCGCCCGUCCCAAGUUGCUACUCUUCCUCGACGAACCCACUUCUGGUCUCGACAGUCAGACUUCAUGGUCCAUCUGUGAUUUGAUGGAGAAGCUCACCCGAGACGGCCAGGCGAUCCUCUGUACGGUUCAUCAGCCUUCAUCCCUUCUCUUUCAGCGCUUCAACCGACUCCUUCUACUCGCCAAAGGUGGAAGGACUGUAUACUUUGGUGAGAUCGGUCGCGACUCCAAGACCCUCCUCGAUUACUUCACUCGCAACGGAGCGCCAGCAUGCCCUGCCGGUACCAACCCUGCCGAGUAUAUGCUUGCAGCAAUCGGUGCCGCACCCGGUGCGCGAACCGAGAUUGAUUGGCCUGCUGUCUGGAAGUCCAGCAAGGAGUACGCGAAUGUUCAAACUGAACUAGCUAGUCUUAGGGAACUCGCCAACCGGCCCUCUGCUGUCAUGGACUCAGCCGACGCCAGUCACCAGGCCUUUGCAGCCUCUUUCAAGGACCAACUACGCGCUGUAGCCAUGCGGUGCGCACAACAAUACUGGAGGACGCCGUCAUACAUCUACGCAAAGGCUAUCUUGACUAUUGGUUGUUCUAUCCUGAUCGGAUUCUCGUUCUUUGACAGCAACAACACCAUGCAGGGCCUGCAGAACCAGAUGUUUGGCGUCUUCAUCUUCUUAUUCGUGGUCAUCCAACUCAUCUACCAGAUCAUGCCGAUGUGGAUUUCGCAACGGACUCUGUACGAAGCGCGGGAGCGACAGUCGAAGACCUAUGCUUGGCAAGCAUUCGUCCUCUCCAACAUUUUCAUCGAGUUGGCUUGGAAUGCUUUCAUGGCUGUCUUUUGCUUCCUCGUGUGGUACUAUCCUGCCGGCUUGUACCGCAACGCAGAAGCUACGGAUGCAGUUAACAUUCGUGGUUUCCACGCUCUUCUCAUUGUCGUGGCCGUCUUCGUCUUCGCAAGCACCCUCGCACAUCUGCUCAUUGCCGGCUCGCCUAACGAAGAGAUUGCCGGUGCUAUUGCCACUUUAAUAACCAUCAUGCUAUACGCCUUCUGUGGUAUUCUCGCUGGACCCAACGAUUUGCCUGGUUUCUGGAUCUUCAUGUAUCGCGUCAAUCCUUUUACCUACCUGGUGUCGAGCUUCAUGUCGACCACACUAGGUCAAGCGCCCGCUUAUUGCGCCGACUCUGAGUUCCAAACUUUCUUCCCACCACAGGGUCAAACUUGCGGCGAAUACAUGUCCAAGUAUAUUGACAUGGCUGGUGGCUAUCUUCGAGACGCGCAGGCGACCGGACAAUGCGGGUUUUGUCAGAUGGACUCCACGGACCAGUUUCUUACGCGUAUUCACGCGGAUUGGGACACGCGCUGGAGAGAUUUUGGUCUACUAUGGGUAUACAUCGCGUUCAACAUGGCGGCGGCGAUCUUCCUGUAUUGGCUCUGUCGCGUCCCGAGGACGAAGAAGGGGAAGAAGAGCUCGUAAGCGGCAGACGCGCUCUGUCGUAGGGACGCGUCGACGAGUCGUGACGCGUUGAUGUUGCGAUCAUUGCAUUUACGGUGUUCUAGGGGUUUGGCGUGCAGUCAUUGAUCCCUUCUUUCUCUGCGAUCGCCUUCCGGAGAAGGUAAUUUCGUUACUUAAUAGCGCGCCCGGCAGGGUCGGGACCACGGUUCCGUGAU